AUGGCAAUAUCUGCUGCAUUGCAGGAGGCUGGUACCGGCCAAAAUGUCACCGAAGAACCCAUUGAUAAUGACUCGGCUGCUUCUACCUUGGCUACCAUGGACAUUCCUGUCCCUGUUCCCCAUGAUGCUGCCUCCCCCAUCACAACCGCAAGUCCUUCUACUGCCGCAACUGAAACCACAGCUCCUGUCAUUGUCAUCACAGACUCCGAUGAUGAGGACGCUUUUCCCCAUGAUGCUGCCUCCCCUACCACAACUGCAAAUACUUCUACUGCCACAACUGAAACUACAGCUCCUGUCACUGUUGUCAUGGACUCCAAUGAUGAGGAUGCUUCCAAUGCAGCUGAGUCUCUUGCCCAGGACUCCACCCUUCAUUCUUAUUCCAGUAAAUAUUUCAACGUGCCUAUCAAAGACAAGGCGCCCCUCUACUAUGUUAUGUGGGGCCGUUACAUUGGCAUCUUCUCAGGCUGGGAUGUUACCAGCCCCAAGGUCACUGGAGUUUCACCCGCCAUCUUUCACAAGGUAGACUCUGUUGAACAAGGUAUCAGGAUUGUGAAAUGCACGAUUGAACGUGGUGAGGUGGUGCAGGUAGCUUAG
This is a messenger RNA of Suillus paluster, 594 nucleotides long. RefSeq lists its product as uncharacterized. The transcript has 3 exons. Bases 1 to 594 code for a protein of 197 amino acids. Lineage: Eukaryota; Fungi; Basidiomycota; Agaricomycetes; Boletales; Suillaceae. The record is from RefSeq and is a predicted model, not a curated record.